Molecule: messenger RNA, 2626 nt
Organism: Leptomonas pyrrhocoris
Lineage: Eukaryota; Euglenozoa; Kinetoplastea; Trypanosomatida; Trypanosomatidae
Exons: 1
Coding region: 92-2626 (844 amino acids)
Molecular function (GO): protein binding
Source: RefSeq, a predicted model, not a curated record
GUUCGAAUCACACGCGGUUACAGCGGGGCGUAAGACGUGAAUCGAAACCACAGCAGACCGUUCUCUCUUGGUGUGCGUGUUUGAUUCCCCAAUGGAGGCCAUUCACUCGAUCAAGGUAAACGGCCGUGCGUGCUGCGCCGUCGGAGAUGAAGUCUGGGUGGCGAAGCAGUCGGGCGGCAUCGCCGUCUUCGCCGCGCGCAGCGGUAAUUUCCUUCUCGACAUCGAGGUGAAGGGCAGCGACGCGGAACGGGCGCAGGUCACUCACGUGGUGGCCGUCUUUGACGAGGUCUGGGUGGCCACCGCUCACGGCGACGUGCACUUCUACAACGCGGCGCGCCACCGCUGCGACGACACGCUGCACCUUCCCGGGGCGGAGAAGAAGGUGCCGGUGGUGGCGCUGUGCAUGAGUGAGGACGUCGUCGCCAUCGCGACGGGGAGCGGGUCCGUGUACGUGCACCAUCCAACUUCCCACAAGCGCCUCGCCACGCUCUCCACCGCCGCUGCUCCCUGUACGGCGGCGGCACCGCUUUGCCGCUUCGUGGUGGGCGGGGAUGCAAAGGGCGGCCUCUACGUCUGGAACCCGCGCAGCGGGGCGUGUCUCUUCUACCACGGCGCGAGCACGAGCGAGGUGGUGGCCCUGCUGCACGAGCCUGCCACGGGAACCGUGUGGGUGUCACGUACAAACGAAAAUAUCGACGUCUACGCACUUGGCGCGGAGGGGCUGACGCUGCAGCGGCGCGUCAGCGGACUGGGCAAGGUGACGAGCAUGACCGCCGUCUCCGCCACGGUGCUCGCGACGACGUUCACGAAGCGCGUGGUGCAGAUCGACGCGGCCACGGCAAGGGUGCUGGCGCCGCAAAGGCCGCUCCCGUCGCCGCACACGUCGUUUAUUCACGGCUGCUGCAGGACGAUGCGGCAGGAGGUGGCCGAGGUGUGGACGAUCGGCAACGACGGCGCCGCUCAGGUGUGGCGUGUGACUGGCAAACAGGUGCCGGCGGUACCCGUGCCCACCUUAUCCCCCGCUGCUCAGGCGGCGCUGACCACUUCUGCGUCGGCGUCCGCCACGCUGGCGGAAAACGAGCUGCGGGUGGAGGUGCAGACGGAGCGGCAGCGCCGCAUCGACAUGGUGGAGGACCUGCGCAAGUCGCGGGAGGAGGCCCAGGAGCUGCGCCUGCGCUUGGUCAAGAAGGAGGAGAGCUGGCGCGUGGUGGAGGCGGAGCUCGCCGCGGAGAGGAAGCUGCGAAAGGAGCUGGAGGAGCGCAACGCGAAGCUGACCAAAGAUGUGACGGACAUCACGUCGAAGGUGAGCGCGGUGGAGCGGGAGCGCAGCACACUUCAGAGCGAAGUGACACAACUCAAAACGGACGUCUCAAACGCCAACGCGAGCGUCAACACGAAGCAGACGGAGAAGGCAGCCGCCGAGCAGCAGCUGUCGCAGGAGAAGACGAACAAGAGUACACUGGAGCAGCGCCUCUGCGAUACGGAGGCGAAGCUGACGGCCCUGCAGUCCGAGCACCGCCGCCUGUGCGAGUCCACCGGCACCGCCGUAAAAGCGCCUUUGAUGAGCAAGGAGGCGCAAGAGAACUUGAUGAAGAACAGCGCCACGCUCGUCCGCGACCUCGAGCAGGCACGCAGGAUGAAUCAACUGAUGAGCUCCGCGAUGGCCUCGAUGGAGUACACGAUACGCCGCCGCGAGGAGGAAGACAAGGACCUGACGGCACUGCUGAACGCGUACCGUCGCCGUGUCGCGGACCGCCUCAGCGACGCUCACUUGUCUGAGCUGUUGUUGGCUACCAUCGUGCGCAACGCCCCUCGCUUCGACCUGGAGUGCGACGCCUUCACGAAGGCGCAACUGAUGGACCGCAACGGCCCGUUUUUGCAGUUUAUUCAGUCUCUCCGCCUCACCGACCCGGAGGCCUACGAGAAGCUCAUACAGUACCUGCAGAACCCCUCCGCAGUGGAGAACAUGAACGCAGACGCCCAGGAGCUGCUGGACCGCUUUGUGGCGCUGGCGGCGAAGGACGGCGAGGUCGCAGGGGAGGAUAUCGUGUCGUUCAAGCGAAGCAUCCCCGGUCUGGUGGAUGGCGCGAGCGCCAUGAGCGCCACCGCCGCCGCUGCUGCCAACGCGGCAGGCGCGGCGGGCACAACACCGAGCAGUCUGGCUACCUUGUUGCAAAACAACUUGUUCAGCAACGCGAAGACCGGCGCUGGCGAGGGCGGAGCUCUGAACAGCACCGCCGACGGUGGCCUCAGCAGACAGGACCAGGCGGUGGUGAACAGCGCCGUCAUUCGCGAGUUGCGCGGCCAGCACUCGACCGACGAGAGCUACAUCCGCGAGCAGCAGGCCAUGUUUGAGUUCAUCCUCAAAACACGCCGCCUGCUUGUGGAGAGUCUGGCGCUGCUUCACAAGCGCACGGUAGGCGCGCGUCAAGUGGUGGAGGCGCUGUGUGUGAACACCGCUGCAGUGAGCCCGUCUGUGUCGAACGUGCCCACGCCGCGCAAGUCGCAGCAGCCUCUGCAGAAAAUAUUCAGCGGCAUCAUCUGCGAAUUGGACAGCCUCGCGACGGAGGUGGUGCAGUGCUACCUGACCUCUGCGGAGAAGCUGCGCCUCGGCAUCGCAUCGUGA